GAAUACGUUAAAAUACUGCAAGAAAUGAUUCUUGAUGAUGACUUUAUAGUCAUAAAAUUUUUCAGGAGAAUUGAUUGCGCAUUUUCUCAAAAGGAUCAGGCAAAAGAAUGUUUUCGAGAGGCAUUAAAAAUCCUUGCCUCAAAGGAUGAUGAGUACUCGCGAAAGGCUAAAAACCUUCUAGGUAACUUUGAUAAUUACACGAACUCCUAUUCUGUAAGGCAAUAUUGGGACGGCCUCAAAAUACGUGAAGAACGAGACAAAACACGCACUGAUCAAUUUCUUUUAGAAGAAAAAAAGGAACAACAUCUUUGUCUCAUUGACUCUAAUGUGAUUACCGAGCAUAACCAAUCAAGCAAUCGAUUAACAUUAGAAUCAUCAGAAUCAUCAGAAUCAGACGUAUCAGCCACGUCCAAACAAAAUCGGUAUACUUUGAGGCGAAAAAGAAGCCUAGAUAUUGAUGAAGAACAAAUUAUGAAAAAGGUUAAUCGUGGUUAUGACACUACACCAUGCCCACGUAGUCCAGAUUCGUAUCUUCCAAUAAACAAUUCCGGCAACGAUGAACCUGUUGAUAUUAUCGUAAUCUCUGAUGAUGAACCUACUGACGAUAAAGCUACUAACGAUGAAGCUACUGACGAUGAAGCUAUUGAUGAUAAAGCUAAAGAUUACAGGAUAAGUUUUAAUUUUGACGAGCUUGAAAGACAAUUGGGAAUAGAAAGCAAAGAUCAAAGGCAUGUCAAUAGUCUGGCGAGAGAUUAUAAAGGUCGACCACGGUCAUCAGAACCAGUAAAGAAAGAUAAAUUUAUUAGAGAUCUACCUGAUUCUCCUCAAUUGAAACGGCUAUUAAAAUGA
This is a messenger RNA of Funneliformis mosseae, 849 nucleotides long. NCBI's taxonomy places the organism in Eukaryota, Fungi, Glomeromycota, Glomeromycetes, Glomerales, Glomeraceae. The record is from the annotation of a GenBank genome assembly.